Messenger RNA from Hyposmocoma kahamanoa, 1680 nucleotides. Its product is annotated as glucosylceramidase-like. Gene Ontology annotation, biological process: glucosylceramide catabolic process. Gene Ontology annotation, molecular function: glucosylceramidase activity. The coding region runs from base 94 to 1662 and encodes 522 amino acids. The transcript has 12 exons. Lineage: Eukaryota; Metazoa; Arthropoda; Insecta; Lepidoptera; Cosmopterigidae. The record is from RefSeq and is a predicted model, not a curated record.
AUCUUUGAAGAGGUCAAUACCUCGCGAAAAGAUAAUGGUCUAAAUAAUAAAGAACAAAGUUAUUUUUGUGCUAAAAUUUUGAUAAUUGCAAUCAUGAAGUUCGAUGCAAGAUCUUUUGUUGUUUUUAGUAUAUCAGCCGUCAUGUUUCUUGGUUUAACAAGUGCCGAUAAACCAUGUGCAGCAAGAGCAAUCAAGGGUCGAUCACCGGUUUGUGUAUGCAACGAUACCUACUGUGAUGAAAUCAUCAGGGAGAAACCAGUCUCGGGGAGCUAUGUAGCAUAUACGUCUUCAGAGGGAGGAUUACGAUUUCAUAAAAGAACAGCAAAAUUAGAAGAAAUUUUAUCAAACGGGUGCUGCCAUACCAAUUUUGUAGUAGACCCUGACACCAAAUACCAAACAAUCGAAGGCUUCGGUGGAGCUGUUACCGACGCAGCUGGAAUAAACUGGAAGAAUCUCUCUACCACUUUGCAAGAUUAUCUCAUCAAUUCCUACUACGGUGACACAGGAAUCCAAUAUAACAUGCUCCGAACUCCAAUCGGAGGUUGUGACUUCUCCACUCAUGCCUAUGCUUACAAUGAGCUGCCCGAAAAUGAUACGAAAUUGGCCAACUUCUCGCUUGCACCUGAGGAUUUUGAUUACAAGAUACCUAUGAUCAAAAAAAUUAUGGCAACUUCAAGUACUCCGGUAGAAAUAGUUGCUACCACCUGGUCUCCUCCUAAAUGGAUGAAAACCAACAAUGCAUGGAUUGGAUUUAGCAGCUUAAAGACUGAAUACUAUCAGACAUACGCUGACUAUCAUAUGAAGUUUCUGCAGGAAUACGAAGCUCAAGGAGUGAAAGUCUGGGCGAUAACGACAACAAACGAACCAAUUAAUGGAGUAGUUCCAUUAGCUCGAUUCAAUUCCCUUGGUUGGAGUCCUAAUCAUAUGGGUGAUUGGAUAUCAAACAACUUGGGACCGACAAUACGUAAUUCUACAUUUAAAAACGUGAAAAUUCUAGGACUCGACGAUCAGCGAUACACUAUCCCAAUUUGGUUCGAUGUGAUGGUGAAUCGACACCCUAAAGCUCUGGAAUAUUUAGAUGGUGUAGCGGUGCAUUACUACGGCGACAUAAUCACUCCGCCGUGGCUGCUGUCUCAAAUCCCGGAGAAGUAUCCUGGAAAAUUUGUACUUGCUUCGGAAGCUUGCGAAGGCAGUUACCCGUGGGAUACAGAGAAAGUAGCGUUGGGUUUAUGGAAUCGUGCGAAUAAUUACAUUUCGGAUAUAAUCACGGACUUAAAUUAUGACGUAGUAGGCUGGCUUGACUGGAAUCUCUGUCUUGACAAAAGAGGCGGUCCUAACUGGGCGAGCAACUUUGUUGACUCCCCUAUCAUUGUUUUCCCUGAAAACAGAGAAUUCAUCAAACAACCAAUGUUUUACGCCUUGGGACAUUUCUCUAAAUUCGUCCCUCGAGGUUCCGUGAGAAUCAAAGUCACUGAGAACAAACCUAUUUUAAGGCAUACCAUUGAAAACGUGGCAUUCGUCACUCCGGAUGAUACUUAUGUUGUUAUUCUUCAUAACAGUCGCAGCAAGAUACGUCAUGUGGCAGUGCGUGUGGGCAAAGAACAAGCCAACUUAGACCUCCCAGCUCGCUCUAUCACUACUAUAGAAUUUCCAAAGUACUGAUUGAAAUAAAGUUGCGAA